GGCCCCCUGGCGAUCGCCGUCAGCAGCUCAUUCCGGAGCCGGGUGCGGAGGAAGAGAGGGAGGGGGAUGCGGAGGACGAGUGGGAGGGGCGAAGGGCUUCCGUCACGGGCCCCACCUCCAGCUCUGUCCUGCAAUGAAUACAUCCACUCUGCUACACUCUGCACGUCAUUAGCUUCAAUAUUGUAAAUGGAGAACCUCACCCACCUUAACAAAUUUUGUGCAAAAAUUAUGUCAAUUCAAUCUGCAUGAAUUCUAUUCGUGUGUCAUUAGGAAGACGUGCUGAUGUUGAGGACCUCGACGCGAGAGAACGUCAUCCAAUACCAGAGAUCAGUUGUCCUAACAACGUGCGCUUGAAUAUCCUCGUUAUUCGCAAACUCAUCAGAAGAACCUUAAAAAUAAUAAUUACCUAGACAUUUAUUCUGUCGCUUUUCCUUUAAAACAUAUUCCAAGAAAUAAAAAAGGGUUGAGACAAUUAGACAUGUAAAAAAAUUCAAUUUAAUACGUAUAUCAGAGUGUCAUUUGAAUGUAAUAUAUCAAUUUAUGUUUAGGUAUUUUAUACGUGUAUUUUUCUACAAUAAAUUUAUUAAAAAA
Gryllus bimaculatus (two-spotted cricket) is the source of this 591-nucleotide messenger RNA. The record is from the annotation of a GenBank genome assembly. NCBI's taxonomy places the organism in Eukaryota, Metazoa, Arthropoda, Insecta, Orthoptera, Gryllidae.